AUGUCUGGAGGACCGUUACCAUCUCAACUCUGUCUCUUGUCAUCGUUACCUUAUCGCACAGAUGGCGAAAAGGUGCGAUUCCUAGGAUGCGUCCUCUCGUAUUCGACGUCUAGCGCCCGGCUCAUCCUGGGCCACGACCACCCCCGCGACACCAAUGUCACGGCCGUGGUCGACGUGCGUCUGAUUCUCGAGUCUUUGGGCUACGAGGACACGCGCGUGGGAGAAUGGGUCAAUGUCGUCGGCUACGUCAAGGCCAAGCGACGAGGACGAGGGCCCGGUGCCGGCGGUGGUGGUGGCUUGUCUGUCUAUGUCGAGGCGAUACUGGUGUGGCCGACUGGUCCGCUUGAUGUGCAGAGGUAUGAGAAGACGUUUGAGCCGGAUGCGAUAUGA
Molecule: messenger RNA, 390 nt
Organism: Geosmithia morbida
Lineage: Eukaryota; Fungi; Ascomycota; Sordariomycetes; Hypocreales; Bionectriaceae
Exons: 2
Coding region: 1-390 (129 amino acids)
Biological process (GO): telomere capping
Cellular component (GO): CST complex
Molecular function (GO): single-stranded telomeric DNA binding
Source: RefSeq, a predicted model, not a curated record